This is a messenger RNA of Capronia epimyces CBS 606.96, 1086 nucleotides long. RefSeq lists its product as uncharacterized. The transcript has a single exon. Bases 1 to 1086 code for a protein of 361 amino acids. Lineage: Eukaryota; Fungi; Ascomycota; Eurotiomycetes; Chaetothyriales; Herpotrichiellaceae. The record is from RefSeq and is a predicted model, not a curated record.
AUGGCGCUACAAUACCUGUCAGAGUUUUGCGCUCAUCAUGAAAUAUCCGGCCAAUGCUCGGCUGCUUUGGCCACCGCUUUACUCAUCCCGUACCAAGGACGCUUCGGCCGGCUUUCUCUCCCUAUGCCAUGUCUCGAGCAUCAUCCCAAACAGGCAUCCUCGGCCUCUAAGUUCAGCAUUCAGGAGCAGGCUCAGCUUCUCCCAUUCUACAUGUCCCUCAGCCUCAAUCCCCUCGGCAUGAGAGCCCUCAUGGUUGGCCCCUUUUACGAAGCAAGCGUGACUUGCAACCUUGUUGAUCCAUGGAUAGCAGGGGCUUUAGAGACGAUUGAUUCUAUCAUUCAAAGCGGCGACUAUCCUAAACUUGUCACUGUGAUGAUCAUACGGCAACCUAAGAUCGCACCAAUAUGGCUUGGUGCUGUCAUUCUAGGGAUCGAAACUCGAAUCCUUUCGCCGGUCCGCGCCGGCAUGUUUGCGGUUGAUAUGUUAUCUGCUGCAUGGUCCCUAACCUCUCAUUCGUUUAUUGGCCCGAAACAACAAAUUCCUUCCCACUCCGACUGUCAGAGAAUCAGUCGCGCUUAUGAGUGCCGAUUGCUCUACAUUGCACAACCUGGACGCGAUAGAGCGCCUCUAUGCCCAUGGAAGCCAUUUGGAAGCAUAGAUCCACAAGAGACGGAUCUGGAGGUUCGGCGACAUCUCUCUUGUCAUGGCAAGCACUGUCUACAAUAUGAGAGCUGGGUCUGGGACUUGCAGAAUGAUGGAAAAAGCGCGGCUGAUUAUGGCUACAUGUCCAACCAUGGACUGAUGGACUCCAAUGAGACAACGUGUGCUCUACUAGUCGACCCUCAAUGUCGGCAAGAGAGCUUCGAACUGGAAGUCAUGUCCCAAGUGGCCAGCCGCAGUGUAUUUGGCUGGCUGCGAAGAGAAGAUGGAUGUCCAAAGGAAGAAGUAGCCAUCUGGAAGCAUGACUGGUUUGACAUCAGCGAGUCAGACGACGAAGAAAUUGAUGGACCUGAUCAAAGUGACACACGAACAUUCAACCUGGAAGCUAUCUUGACUUGGCUCAAGGGUUUAUCGGGAACCCUCUAG